UAAGGCUGGAGGCACAAAGGCGUCCAUUGAUGACACAGAGUGGCAGUGGUGUAAAACCUCGUGGAAAGCAAUGUCUCUAAUUCAAACAGCAGCAUUUUGGAGAGAAGGCAACACAAGAAGUCUGAACUGCCAGGACACAGAGACGGAGACCUGACUCAACAUGAAGUUAUCUGUUGCUCUGGCUCUAGCAUGCAUUCUUUCACUCACCACAGCCCAGGUUCCCCACUGGGGCCCGUGUCCAGAACCUGCCGUUCAACCUGGUUUCAACCUCAGACAGUUCAUGGGCCGUUGGUUUGAAAUUGAAAAACUCCCAGCUCAGUUUGAGAAGGGACGCUGCAUUGAGACCAAUUUCUCCAUGAGAACGGACAACUCCAUACGUGUGGUCAGCUCUGAAAUCCUUAAAGGAGAGCUGAGAAAAAUUGAAGGCACUGGCGUCAUCGAGGACAUGAAGAAUCCAGCCAAACUGGGAAUCAGCUACUCCUACGUGCUGCCCUUCUCUCCUUACUGGAUUCUGUCCACUGACUAUGUGAACGUGGCCCUAGUCUACUCCUGCACUGACAUCCUCAGGCUCUUCCACGUCGACUUUGCCUGGAUCCUGGGCCGAACAAGAACCCUCCCUGAAGCCACGCUGCAAAAAGCUAGGGAUACCUUCUCUAACAAUAACAUCGAUGUUACUAGAAUGAUUACCAGUAAACAACAGGGUUGUGACAAAACCCUCUGAGCAAUAUCGCAAACGCACCACAAGACGGCGCUGUUGUUGAUAAGGUAGCAGAGGAGCGCUCCUUUUGGAUGAAUCCUUUCACUCAAACGUGUUGUGUCAACUGUUAAGUAGUUUGUGUUGUUAGGGAACAGUUUUUUCCUAAUUUUGAUAAAUAUAAUGCGGAUGUUUUAAUGCAAAACAUAUAAAUAUAAUAGUUUUUUCAGUUAUUGCUGCUUUGGUGAAUCUAAAAAGUGUCUUUCUGCUUUUCUUAACAUCUUAAUAAAGGAAGUCAAUAUUUUUUAACCCUAGUAGGUAAAAUAAAACUGAUGCUGCCACAUUUGACACAGCUUUAUUUUUCAAUGGUUUAGUUAAUAAAACAAAUUUCCCCUUGA
This is a messenger RNA of Cynoglossus semilaevis (tongue sole), 1092 nucleotides long. It is a transcript of the gene apoda.1, whose product is annotated as apolipoprotein Da, duplicate 1. Gene Ontology annotation, cellular component: cytoplasm. Lineage: Eukaryota; Metazoa; Chordata; Actinopteri; Pleuronectiformes; Cynoglossidae. Gene Ontology annotation, biological process: brain development; tissue regeneration; lipid transport. Gene Ontology annotation, molecular function: lipid binding. The transcript is spliced from 5 exons. The record is from RefSeq and is a predicted model, not a curated record. The coding region runs from base 161 to 721 and encodes 186 amino acids.